Hevea brasiliensis (rubber tree) is the source of this 731-nucleotide messenger RNA. RefSeq lists its product as uncharacterized. The transcript has 4 exons. Lineage: Eukaryota; Viridiplantae; Streptophyta; Magnoliopsida; Malpighiales; Euphorbiaceae. The record is from RefSeq and is a predicted model, not a curated record. The coding region runs from base 20 to 646 and encodes 208 amino acids.
AUUCUAUUGUUUCUAUGAGAUGAAAAUAUUAUAUCGCAAAUGGAAAUACAAGCUACACCUUAAGUAUUUGAAGUACUCAAGUGAUGAUGAACGACUGCAACAUGUUCCUGAAGGAUUGACUGUGGAUACUUGGAAGGAAAUGUUCAAAGUUUUUGCUAAUGAGGACUUUCAGGCCUUAUGUUCCACCAAUACAAAUAAUCGUGCUAGUCAAAGAAUUAUUGCUUCAACUGGUCCCGCUCCAUUUGCACAAGUAGAGUAUGAUAUGAUGGAUGAGGAGAUUGGUGAAGUACCGUAUGCUUCUGAAGUCUGGAUGGCUACACAUGGGUUCUUGGAUGAGCAAGGCCAAACACAAUGGCAUGAUCCAGAAUCAUCAAGGAUAUAUGAAGAGAUGCAAAGGAUUGAGAAACAAACAACAAAUGAUAAUGAGACUGGUCCUACUCCAGAUGAUGUCUUAAAAGAGGUGUUUGGCAUUAGAUCUGGCUAUGUCCGUGGUAAAGGAUUAGGAUACAAAGCAAGCACUAGAGGAAUGUCAUGUGAUUCUAGAAAUGAGGAAUUAAAUGAAUUGAGAGAUGAGGUAGCAAGGUUGAAUGCUCGUUUGAAGGAACAAGAACAAUGCAAUAAUGAGAUAGCACAACUAAAUGCUUGACUCAAGGAACAAGAAGAGCGCAAUUUGGAGUUUUUUAAAAGAUUUGAGAGUGUGAUAGGAUACAAAUCAUCAGAAAGUUAGGAUA